CGCUUUGUGGCCCUGUGCCAAGCCCUUAUGUCUUUAUAUAGUGUAAAGAGAUGAGCGGACAGUCCUGAGUGUGUAUCGCAUUCACACUGCAGCUCCUCUGCUCCUUCUGCCUCUCCUCAGGACCCUCAAAGUCCACUACUGAUCCACUUCUUUAUGUGCGCCUAUCUUCACCCGGCUGCGAACACCAUGGUCUCCGUCAGACUGCUGCUCUCUGUGUGCGUGUGGCUUCUGUUUGGGAGCCACUCCACACAGGCGACCUACUACCGCCACCACCGCUAUAUCCCCAUCUAUUACCGCUACCGGGAGCACUCUGCCAACACUGAAAACCUCCUCCCCGAGGCAUCUAACCCCGCGCCUCGAGUGCCCACUUACCCUCGGGUCCCAGAGGUCUUCCACCCUGCACCUGAGCCCAUCCACCCCAUCCCAGAGGCGUUUAACCCCGUACCUGAAGUGGUGCAUCCCGCUGCACCUGAGCCUUACCGCCCACCUGAGAUCCCCCAGCCGGCACCUCCAGCUCUCUCUCCCAUCAGUAUGAGCCGAGUGUUCCAUGGGAUCAUGUUUGACGCUGGGAGCACAGGCACCAGAAUCCACAUCUAUAAGUUCAUCCAAAAGGACCCGGUGGAGUUGCCGGUCCUGGACAAUGAGAUGUUCCAUGCUGUAAAACCUGGCCUGUCUUCUUACAAAGAUAACCCUGAGGAGGGCGGCAACACCAUUCGCCAGCUGCUGAAAAUAGCCAAAAAGACAGUUCCAGAGGAAGAUUGGAGGAGGACCCCAGUGGUGCUGAGGGCCACUGCGGGGCUGCGCCUGCUGCCCCAGGAACAAGCCAGCCGCCUUCUGAAAGAGGUGAAAGAAGUAUUUGACGAGUCUCCAUUCUUUGUACCUAACAACAGUGUUUCCAUUAUGCCUGGAACAAAUGAAGGAGUCCUUGCCUGGGUCACAGUGAACUUCCUCACAGGGCACCUGUAUUCCAAUACUCGAAGGACAGUGGGCAUCUUGGACUUGGGUGGAGGAUCAACACAGAUCACUUUCCUUCCAAAGUCAAAGAAAACAAUCCAGUCUGCUCCCUCAUCUUACAUUGCUAAUUUUAACCUGUUCAACCACACCUAUCAGCUGUACACGCAUAGUUAUUUGGGAAAUGGACUGGUUGCUGCUCGCCUGUCUGCUGUGGGAGCUUUAGGAGCAGAUGGUGUGGAUUGGAAAGUCUUCACUAGUCCCUGUCUUCCAAAAAGAGUCAGAGAAGAAUUAAAUUUUUCAGGAACCACCUACAAAGUUAGCGGGAUUCCAGACGGCUAUGCUGGCUAUAAGCUGUGCUACUAUGAAAUGAUGAGGGUUAUCAAAGGCAUAGUGCACCAGCCCUAUGAACUGAAAGGCAGCAGCCUCUUCUAUGCCUUCUCCCACUACUUCGACAGAGCAAAUGAAUCCGGCCUCAUCGAUAGCAGAGGUGGAACUGUGGAAGUCAGAGAUUUCAAGAAGAAGGCCAAAGAAGUGUGCAACAAGAUGUCAAAAUACCGUACCAUCAGCCCAUUCCUCUGUAUGGAUCUAACAUACAUCACUUGUCUUUUAAAAGAAGGCUUUGGCUUUAAGGACAACACAAAGCUACAUCUCGCCAAGAAAGUUAACAAUGUGGAAACAAGUUGGGCUCUUGGGGCCACCUUUGAUUACUUUAGAAACCUGAACAUCCACUAAAGCCCACGGCUGUGACUGCAGCUGGCACUGAGAGGGACCCUCACUGGGGCUACCUCCGCCCUCCUCCACCAGAUGUCCCACCAUACACAGCCUCACAUGUCCAAGAACUGUUGAAGAGAAAUCGCUAUAUUUUUUAUAAUGCCAGCUGUUUCUACUGUACCAGAACCAUUGGGUUUAUUUGAAAAUAUUUUUGUAAAACGUUUACAUUAAUGAUUUCUCUUAGAUGUUUGAACAUGAAAUGCUAUUCACAUGCCUGUGUGGUCCUAGUUUAGGAUCGGUACAGUCAGGGUGACAUUCUGGUUGAUUUCUGUGGUUUGGUGUGCAAAGAUAAAUGCAGUAAAAUUUGUUAAAAUGCCAGAUACUGAGAGGGAGCCAACGUUUUUACAAGUCAUUUAUCUUUGAGGGCAUGGCAGGAAUCAUUAGAUAAUACAAACUAAAAUCUUAAACUUUGCACAAAACACUUUUAUCACAGAAUGUUUUUGAGACACAAAGUUACAGAGUUGUUCGAUUUUAAAGAGCUUCACCAUGACGCUUCCUCACAGAACAAUUUCUUCUAUGCUUCAAAGCUUGUAUUUUGAAGUAAGGCCAGUUUACUUUGUUUGGUCUAGAAGGAAGCACUCCUCUUCACAGUUGUUAUGUUGUAGUGCCUUUAACUACCAUGUUUUAAGCCAGAGAAAUUAAGAGGAAAUGGCAAAUGAUGCACAUUUUAAAGGCUUUCUUGGUGUGCAUAGUUGCACCUGGUUUUGUUAAAGAGUUAUGAAACUAUAUUAUGAACUGUACACAUGUUAAAUAACUGAAAUGACUUAAACUAGAAUAUACCUUCUUGUGCAGCUGCCUCUCCUUCGCCGUCUUUUCAGUAUUUCACACCCUAAUAACUACUGCUGUAUAUACUUAAUGUAUUUGUAAAAUAUAAUGACUUGACAAGAAUGGCUUUUGCAUUCCUCAACAAAUGGCUUUUUCAUAAACUAACAUUUUUAAAUUCAGAUGUGUACAUUAUACAUCUUUGUUUUAAUA
Molecule: messenger RNA, 2700 nt
Organism: Periophthalmus magnuspinnatus
Lineage: Eukaryota; Metazoa; Chordata; Actinopteri; Gobiiformes; Gobiidae
Gene: entpd5a
Product: ectonucleoside triphosphate diphosphohydrolase 5a
Exons: 13
Coding region: 154-1686 (510 amino acids)
Biological process (GO): nucleoside diphosphate catabolic process
Cellular component (GO): membrane
Molecular function (GO): UDP phosphatase activity; GDP phosphatase activity
Source: RefSeq, a predicted model, not a curated record